UCUGGCUCAAUCUCCCACAGAGUGUUUCUACUCUUCAGCUCUUGCUUGCUCUGUUGAAGUUUUGAAUGUUUGAAUUCUCCUAUUUUACAACAAUUCUCCAUCAGCUAUUUCUUCGCCAAUCCCUCGCGGACGACCUCUUCGACACAACCCACCACCACGUCAACGAUCGCUCUGACCUCGUCCGCGGUGAUGUUGUAUGCGGGUGCAAACAUGAUAUGGUCUCCCUGGGUGCCCUCGAUAUUUGCCCCACCGCUCAUGCCCAUCACCAUAAGUCCGGCCUGGAAGCACCGCUCCUCCACCACAAACGCGAACCGCUUCCCUCCCAAGUCGAGCGCACUCGCAUCAAACUCGAUAGCCCAAAAAAGGCCGGCACCGCGGAUUUCGGCCACGUAGUUCCGCGCAAGUGCUCCGUCGGCCUCCAACUUUUCCUUCAAGAGCGUGCCGAGCAGGUCGCCCUGCGUCGUGCAGUUCUCCAGCAGCUUCUCGGCGAUGAUGACACGUUGAACAGCGAGGGAGGCCGCAGAACAGAGCGGGUGCGCCUGGUACGUGUAGCCGUGCUGCCACACGCCGGAACCCUCGCUCAGCACGCGUGCGACCCGCGGCGCGAUGAGCACGCCGCCGAUCGGCGUGUAUCCCCCGCCAAGGCCCUUCGCGACGGCCUGGAUGUCCGGCGAGACGCCGUCGGCAACGCGCUCCCACGCGUGGAGCGUGCCCAUGCCUGGAUCAUGUCUGUCAGCGGGGGGACGGGUGGAUGGGAAGCUGGUGGUACGCACGACCCAUUCCGCACAUGACCUCGUCGAGGAUCAGGAGUGCGCCGUACUUGUCGCAGACGGAUCUCACGGCGGCGAAGUACCCUUUCGGGGGGAUAACGACGCCGGAGCUGGCUCCUCCGACGGUCUCAGCGACGACUGGGGGUGUGCGUCAGGUCACGCUUCUGUUGCUCUUAGUGGGCCAAUACUCACAUGCGAUGACAGUAUGCGGCCCGAGUUCAAUGAACUUGGCCUCGAGCUCGGCGCGCAGGCGCUCAACGAACUGCGCUUCGGACUCGCCCUCACGCUGGUAGCGCCGCGCGUACGCCGGGGACACGUGGUGGAAGCGUUUGCUAUCGAGGAUGUCGUUGUACGGCGCUCGGCGUGCUGCGUUCCACGCGACGUUCAGCGUACCAAGCGACGCGCCGUGGUAGGACGACUUGCGCCCAAUAUAGUUCACACGCUGCGUCUGGCCAAGUUCCCAGAAGUACUGUGCGUGUGUUGUUUCAGAACGACUGGGAUGCAGAUGCAGACGCGGGCUUGUUCACCUGGCGAGCAGUCUUGAGAGCGCCUUCGACAGCUUCGCUACCACCGGACGCAAAGGCAAUGCGUGCAAAGGCACCUUGGGACCUGUCGAUGAUGUUCUGUGCGAGCAUCUCGGUCGGGGUGUUCGUGAGCUGCGUGUGGAAGGUGACUGGGCAGACGGCGGCAGUGAGCAACACGAUCUAGACACGCAGGCGACUACUGGCACCCACAGUUCAGGAUCCCCGCCUGUUCGCGAAUAGCUUCGACGACGGCCGGGUGUCCGUUGCCUAUGCAGACGACGGCCGCCCCACCCACUGCGUCAGUGACGCGGCUGCCGUCUUCGAGGUCAUAGUAGAUCCCGUAGGCUUUAACUGCCAGAGGCGGCGUCUUGUAUGUCUUGUGCAGGACUGCGGACUUGCUGAAGGACCGAAUGCUGGCGAUAUCUCCCAUGAUGUGGUGGUUUGGGAUCUGUAGUUUCUGCCCCUCAAUCCCUUUCGCCUUAAAUAUCUCAUACAGACUGCGAGUGACGCCGCGUGAUCCUCUGCAUUCCAGAAUCAGAUUCUAAGCCAUCAUAUCGACACGUGAUUACCUUCUCGUGCAUGAUGUCGUUGGCAGUCGGAAGGUAUAUUGCUACGUUCGAUACAACUGGCGAGUGCAAGAGUAUUACGGCACAGUUCCGCCAAUUCCGAUUUCGGAUCUGAACUGGUUCGAGAGCGUGUGCAUUGAUCAUUUGACUCGGAUCUCGAUGUGAACUUCAAGAUGACAACCUUCUUGAUGGAAUUCAUAGCCUAGAGUUUUGUCUGUGAUUCGAACCAAUGAGGUUUGAAUACCAAGUGAGUAUCACAAUAUGUGGCAAACAAAGUCCACAGGAAUUUUC
Molecule: messenger RNA, 2151 nt
Organism: Mycena citricolor
Lineage: Eukaryota; Fungi; Basidiomycota; Agaricomycetes; Agaricales; Mycenaceae
Source: the annotation of a GenBank genome assembly